ACGCGUCCGAGGUGUCGUGACUCGUAAGUGCGAAGCCGGAGCGGACAGAGUCGGAGCUUCUUUUUUUUUUUCUUCUUCCCGUGGAGCUUUUGAGUAAAAUAAAAUACUUUUUUAAAAAAAGAAAGAAAGAAAGGGAUGGCAGUGGGAGUGUAAGUUGGGGAGACAGAGGUGUUUUUCACUCAGUGAGAGGAGUAAAGCAGGAUUUCCGCUGAGAGGCGCGUGAAGCGAGAAGCGCGAGGCGAUGAGAGAAGCAGCGGAGUUGAUGAAUCGCUUGCGGAGUCGUUUGGUGUGUAAAGGCGACUCCCAAGAAGGAUGCCCAAUGCUAAAGUGUGAAUUAAAUCCUGAGCAUCAGACAUGGGGACAGAGCUUCUUGAGGCUAAUGGCAUGAAUCAAAGGCCUCACUGCCAACAUGGAUCAUUAUAGGUGACGAAAGCUGAUGAUGAAGCAUGUAACAGCAAGAAGUUUGGGACAGUGGCAUUGAGGAAGACUGAACUGCACCGAUCCUCCUCGUGCCACUGCUAGUCAGCAUGUUGCGCUUGCUUUCGCUGAAGCUCGCCCGUGUCUACCGAUGCGCCAAGUUCCUAUUCAUCGCGGCUCUGUUUGUCGUCUUGCUCAUGAACACCCACAACCUGCUCACCUCCUUCCAGAGGAACGAGCUUACUGAUCGCCGCUUCAUCAGCCUCAACAAGUGCCCGGCCUGCUUCGGGACCAGUUGGUGUCGCAAGUUUACAAACGGCCAGGUCACCUUCGAGACAUGGGGGCGGCUACGCUUUCUGGACUUCUUUAACGUGAAAAACGUUUACUUUGCUCAAUAUGGUGAGCCCAGGGAAGGCACACGGAGGGUGGUGCUGAAACGCCUGGGCUCCAACACAGAACUUGCAGAGAUCGAUCAGAAGAUAUGCAAGAGGGCCACGGGAAGACCUCGCUGCGACAUCGUCCAAGCCAUGUACAAAACGGAGUUUGCCCGGCUCAACGGGGACGUGAGGUUGCUGACACCCGAGGUAGUGGAGGGCUGGUCGGACAUGGUGCACUGCCCCUCCCAGAGACUCCUAGAUAGGGUGGUCAGGAGGUAUGCCGAGACCAAAGACUCUGGAAGCUUCCUCUUGAAGAAUCUAAAGGAUACCGAGAGGAUGCAGCUACUGAUGACGCUGGCGUUCAACCCGGAGCCUUUGGUGCUGCAGAGCUUCCCUUCUGACGAGGGCUGGCCGUUCGCCAAGUACCUGGGCGCUUGCGGUCGCAUGGUGGCCGUGAACUACGUUGGCGAGGAGCUGUGGAGCUUCUACAACGCUCCCUGGGAGAAGCGCGUGGAUUUGGCCAAGCAGCUGAUGGACAUCGCCGAGCAGCUCACCAACAACGACUUCGACUUCGCUCUGUACCUGCUUGACGUCAGCUUCGACAACUUCGCCGUCGGCCCGCGGGAUGGAAAGGUCAUCGUCGUGGACGCAGAGAACGUCAUCGUGGCCGACAAGAGGCUGAUCAAGCAGAACAAGCCGGAGAACUAUGACGUGUGGUACGAGAGCCGCUACGAAGAAUGCGACAAGGAAGCCUGCCUCUCCUUCUCCAAGGACAUCCUGUGCUCGCGCGUCACCGUCGACCACAACUACUACGCCAUCUGCCAGAACCUGCUGUCACGCUUCGCCACGUGGCGCGGAACCACCGGCGGCCUCCUCCACGACCCGCCCCCUGAUGUGGCCCGAGACGGCCAUCUCGCAGCGCUGCUGGACGAGUGCGCCAGGCCUCAGAAGCACUUCGGCCGCUUCCAGGCAGCCAAGGAACUGCGCGAGUACCUCACACAGCUAACGGAACAAGCUAGCGCAAAGAGGUAGUACACGGCGAGAGGCGGACUUUCUCUGCCCCCAGGACGACACAGAUACAAACUCAGCCUCGUUAAAGUAAAGCAGCAGUGCUCUGAGACGUUUCAUUAUUAUUAUUAUUUUUUUUUGGGAGUUGCUGCCUGCGGAAUGUCGUAGCUUUGACAGAUGCUCAUUAAAGGAGUUUUGCACAUGGGCCUGGCUGAGAGCACUGGGUGAAGAGCUGCAGAAAUGGUGUGUGUGUGUGUGUGUGUGUGUGUGUGUGUGUGUGUGUGAUGUUGCGCUGAUGCUAAUACAGGAGCCUUGUUAGCGGUAAUGGGGGUGUGCGAGGCCCACUUGCUCCGUCUGGCCUCUGAUCACAAUCUUCUAAUGAGGUUUAUGUUUAAUUUAUUGAGGCUCAUGCAGAGGAACGACCCCUAAACAGAGGCCCAGGAUCGCGAGACAAAGCCUCAUUUUGUUUUUAGUGUUUGUUAUCAUGAGAUGUCUUGUUGUUUCAUGUCGGGAGAAAAUGUUGCGCUUUUUUUUUUUUUUUUUUUUAAUGGUUGAAAUUUUACCCAUCCUCAUUAGGACUCAUUAUAGUCAUUAUUAGGGCCCUAUGAGUUCUGCGGAAUGACAAAACCGAGACGCUAAUCACGGACAUACGUUGAAUUCGAUAAUUCCACGUAUGUGAUAAAUUAAAAUUAACACAAUAUUUGUGAUCAUAUUUAAUGUUUGAGGGUUUUGUUCGUAUUGGCCGUAUAUCUGAAAUGUAUAGGCCUAGCAUUUGUUGCUGCUUUGGAAAUCACAUAACAUGGGAUAGCUAAUGACCUUGGGAAUAAUGUUUAAAUGAUUAGCACCAGGGAAUAUUUGGAAAUAAUCUGAACGUGGUUAGCACCGUUUACACAACAUCGUCCAAAAAAAUGAAGAAAAAUUCAAGGUUUUACAAUAUAGCAUUUGUUCGGCUUAGUAAGUGCUAUAACUUAUGCUAAAAAUAAGAUAUCCAAAAUAUUUUUUAAAAUGAGAUGAAAUAAUGUUUUGUUAAAAAGCAAUGUGGAUCUCAUAGGACCCUAUGUUAGGAAGUAUUUGCAAUGUAUGCAAAAGAAGAUACCAAAGAAUUUUUUUUUAAUUAUAAUAAUUACUUUUUUGGGUCAGGAAAGGAAGCAUAGACUUUGUUUCCAAGUCGUAACCAUGCACUCACCCAGUUCUGAUUUUUACACAUGGUCUGUACCGUUAUACACCGUGUCCCAAAAGUCUCCAUACUUAGGGGAAAUUAACACUUUUUUUUUUUUUUACAAAAUGUAACUUUAUUUCCAGAACAUCCUCUACAUGAUUGCCAAUACGGGUAAAUAUUCAAGUGGGGCUUACAUCUGGGGAUCUCGAAUAUAAUAUAAACUAAGUAUGAAAAAUGUUGGAAGACAUUUUGUGUUAAUUUCCCCUAUGUAUGGAGACUCUUGGGACACGCUGUGUAAUGUCAAGUAACAUUGCACUACAAAACGAGCGCUGCGUUUACUGAGGUGAAUUGCACUACACGUCCGAUCGUCGAUUCAGAACCUUUUCAAUGUGGUGUACUGUUGUCAUUUUUUUUGUUCGAAUAUUUGAUUCAUAGCUACCAAUUAGGUGUGUGCCGAUGUGUGUGAUUUUUCUGUUCCUAGCUCAUUUCUCUCUAUCGCCUCCUUUCAGUCAUUUCCUCUGUGUCCUUCAAGGCUACUCAGUAAAUGUGGUCUUACUGUGCCUUCAGUCUUUACAACUCAAUAACAACAUUAAAGUAUAUUAAAGUAAA
Messenger RNA from Pangasianodon hypophthalmus (striped catfish), 3570 nucleotides. RefSeq names its product divergent protein kinase domain 2Aa (gene dipk2aa). The transcript has 4 exons. The coding region runs from base 528 to 1826 and encodes 432 amino acids. The record is from RefSeq and is a predicted model, not a curated record. NCBI's taxonomy places the organism in Eukaryota, Metazoa, Chordata, Actinopteri, Siluriformes, Pangasiidae.